Zasmidium cellare ATCC 36951 is the source of this 1374-nucleotide messenger RNA. RefSeq lists its product as uncharacterized. The coding region runs from base 1 to 1374 and encodes 457 amino acids. The record is from RefSeq and is a predicted model, not a curated record. The transcript has a single exon. NCBI's taxonomy places the organism in Eukaryota, Fungi, Ascomycota, Dothideomycetes, Mycosphaerellales, Mycosphaerellaceae.
AUGAGUGGGAGAAACCUCAAGAUGACACCAGAAGACUACAAGCGUCUACACGAGAAACUCUCCCGCUACGGCGAGCGCUUCGACAGCAACGUCGACACACAUCUCCCAGCGGACCUCGUCAGGACAAAGAGAGGGGCCAUCGCCAAACGACAGCCACACUUCCCAGCCCGCAAUGCAGCGUACUACAAAGCGCAAUGUUCUUUCCGCGGACUCAAGACUUCUGGCAAGAUCGACGAGCUGCAGCAAUUACUCAAGACGAGAGACAUCGCCCAGGACGCUCGCAUCAAGAACGAACUCGAGGGUAUUCAGAAGCAAGUCGAUGCUUACCAGGAGGAAGAGAGGAGGCGAGAGGCGGAAAGGUGGUGGUUGGACCCGGUGCGGACGUUGGACGCGAAGACUUCGAGGGAUGCUUUCCGUGCGGUGGAGGAGUCUUUGGCGCGCGAGGAUGUUUUGAAGACAUCUUGUCAUGUCUUUGCGAGAUGUUCCGAUGAUCUUGAAGACGCGGCACGGAAACUCAAUCUGGCGUAUGAAUUCAUCGACCUCGCUCCGGGAAGCUUCUCCAUGAACGCACGCCAGAUCAUCGGCCAAGAGGCUGCUGUCAAGGCUGCUGCGAAGAGAAUUCGCGAGGAAGCGGAGCAACAACGCCGUGAUGCUGAAGCGAGGUGCCAGGCCGAAGUUGCUCGACGGCGCGCUGCUGCGAGGGCUCGACAGGAGCAGAUGCUCGCUGAAGCGAAACAGGCGCCGGACUGGGACAUUUCCGGUUCUUGGACUGUCGAGUGUAAUCCUCUCGCUGAGUAUAGCGAGGGACCAGAUAGGAGGGCGACGCUCAGUAUGGAGAUCUGGCGGGAUGGUUUCAGUCUGGAGGAUGUCAGGCAGGACGAGCCUGACUCGGAUGAUGAGGACAAUGAGGACGAGGAAGAAGAUGAAGAAGACGACCAUCGCCGUGGUCCUAUCAGCCUCGAAACACCUCAUCCACACGACGCCAGCAUCCCCCGCUUCCACGCCUCCUUCGACUUCGGAGUGGUAGAAGGUACCAUGCGCAUCUACCCUCCUUCCUCGAACAGACCCGCAAGAGGAUCUUUCAAGAUCAAGCAGAACCCCUCCUUCCAGUACGUCUACCGCUGCCGCGAAACCGGCGAAGGCGAGAUCCCGAUUGAGACGGAUGGAUAUCAGCCAGAGACCAUCACCUUCGCGGAUCAUGGAACGAGAUUUCGUGGCAUGUUCCGUUGUCCUUUAAUCUCGGGGCUGGUUGAGAUCAAAGGGAGGAAGAGGAGUCAUGGGAGAGGGGAGAGGAAGAAUAGUAAGGAAGCUUGGACGGAGCUGUCGGAGAGUGCCUGGGAUAGAGGCCAUUCCAAGAGGUGGGGAGGGUGGUAA